Molecule: messenger RNA, 2046 nt
Organism: Eimeria necatrix
Lineage: Eukaryota; Apicomplexa; Conoidasida; Eucoccidiorida; Eimeriidae
Product: N2,N2-dimethylguanosine tRNA methyltransferase, putative
Exons: 11
Coding region: 1-2046 (681 amino acids)
Biological process (GO): tRNA N2-guanine methylation
Cellular component (GO): nucleus
Molecular function (GO): RNA binding
Source: RefSeq, a predicted model, not a curated record
AUGGCGGGUCCACAGGGCCCAAAGGCAGCCCAGAACUUGAAAGGACAAGGGCCCAGCUCAAAAUCGGGAGCGGAUACCGGGGCUACGGGGCAGAUUAGGGAGGGGCUGGUCACUUUGGAGGCUACCCCCGGCGAGUCUGUCUUCUUUAACCCUGCUCAGGUCUUCAACAGGGACCUGUCGCUGCUUGUCCUGAAGGCAUUUGCAUGCAAGCAGCAGCAAGUGCUCAACCAGCGUUCUGCUGCAACUUUGGCUCGCUGCAAGGCGGAAGGCCGGCCCGAGCCCCAGCCAUUGGAGUUCGUGGGAUUUAAUGUGCUGGAGCCCCUGGCAGCAACAGGCCUCCGCAGCCUGCGAUACCUCAAGGAGCUGGGGCCCCUUGUGGCCUGCGCCGUGGCCAACGACUUGGACCCAAAAGCAGCUGCAGCAGCAAAGGCCAAUGCGAAGUUGAAUGAAGUUCCUCAGCACCGUUUCUUGGCAACUUGCAGCGAGGCGACGCGCCUGAUGCACCUGCUGAGCCAUCCCCCGCUGAGCGCUGGGACUCUAAAGAAGAUUAACAGUUUGCCAGCAGGGGCUUCAGUGCCUUCUUCGUUUGACCUCAGCUGCCCCCCGGAGGAGCUGCUGUUGGUGCCACCACUGUUCAAGCCUGCCGCAGCUGCGGCAGAGGCAGCAGCAGCAGGUGCACCAGCAGCACCUGUUGCUGCUGCUGCUGCUGUGGAGGAAGGCGGAGCUCCAUUUUGGUUCGACAUAGUGGACAUUGACCCUUACGGGAGCUGCUCCCCCUUCUUAGACUCAGCAGUGGGGGCUGUGCGCAGCGGGGGGCUCUUGUGCGUCACCAGCACUGACACCAGCACUCUUGUGGGCAACGCCUUAGAAACCGCAUACUACAAGUACGGGGGAGCAACGGCCAAGAUGAGUGCUCACCACGAAGUGGCAGUGCGCGUCGUCCUCCAUGCCGUGGCUCAGGCUGCAGCAAAGCAGCGCAAGGCAGUGCAGCCGCUGCUCUGCUUGAGCGUGGACUUCUACGUGCGCCUUUUUGUGCGCGUCGUCUUUCACUGCCCUUCCUGUGAGGCCUUCACAGUUGCCCCCUUAGGCAGCCAAGCCCCCAAGCCGCGAAAAGCUAAGGGUUCGGGGUCGUCUCUCCACGCUGAAGAUGCACAAGAGCAGAAGCAGGUCCCUCCGUCUCAGGGAGAAAGUGCAGAAGCCGUUGCUGUGGGGGAGAACGCUAGCAACAGUAACAGCAACAGCAGCAGCAAGAGCAGCAACAGCUCUGGCAAAGAGGAACAAGUUGCUGCAGCAGAUGGCAUUAGACUGAAGUACAAGGCAGCGAGCUUGCCUGAGGGCGUGGCAACCCAGUGCAGUGAAUGCGGAGGCCGCGUUCUAUUAGGGGGCCCCAUAUACUCCGGACCGUACUACGACCCGGAGUUUGUGGGCCUCUGUCUGGAGGAACUAGACAAGUCAAAGGAUACUCUUCCUGGGCUCACAAUGCAGACGCGUAUAAGGGGAAUGCUAACUGCUCUACAAGAGGAGCUGCCAGACGUGCCGCUGCACUAUCAGCUGCCUUCGCUGUGCACACGCAACAAGCUCACGAUGAUAAAGCCUGCAUCAUUCAUGGCUGCACUCAGGCGGCUGGGCUACAGGGCGUCUCAUUUCCACCGCGAUCCCCAGGCAGUGAAGACCGACGCGCAGUGUGUCGUCGUCUUCGACAUAUUGCGCACUCACGCUGCCAAGAGCACGUCGGCAAACCACGAGCGUUUCCCCGUGCUGCGGAAGCCCAUUCAGACAAAAGGCAUAGACUUGUCCCCUCCAACCGCUGAAGAAAACAAAGCACAGCCUAAGAAGCAUGUAGCCCGCUGGCUACCUAACCCGGCUCCAUAUUGGGGGCCUAAAGGCCGAGCGGGAAAGAGACGGGCGGAGACUGAAGAGAAGGACACCACUGUAAAGAAAAAUUGUCAGAAGGUCACCGUCCAUGGCAGCCAGGAAGCCAAAUCCGCGUAUAGUGAAGGGGUGGAGACCGUCAAUACGUCAGAAGAUUUGAACCCCUUGCUGUAA